Messenger RNA from Brenthis ino (lesser marbled fritillary), 327 nucleotides. The record is from the annotation of a GenBank genome assembly. NCBI's taxonomy places the organism in Eukaryota, Metazoa, Arthropoda, Insecta, Lepidoptera, Nymphalidae.
AUGCCAUAUAAAAGUAAGUAUGACAAUCGGUAUGGUGUUAUAUGCCGCUCCAGCGUGGAUAGCCCUCACAAGCGAUUCAUCAAAGAAAAGACUCCAAAGACUACUAAACAAAGCCCUACGACGUGCAACCCAGGCUCCCCGCUUCGUAAGAAACGCGACAAUAACGCGAGACCUCCGAUUCGGGAGCCUGGACGACUGCAUCCGACGCCAGACAGAAAGAAUGUUCGAAAGAUUCGACGCAUCCGCACAUACACACAUACGAGGCAUCGCCCCAUGGCACACUCGUCCUCCAGACAGAAGAGCGCUCCCCAGAGAUGGCCCAACAAC